Molecule: messenger RNA, 3525 nt
Organism: Camelina sativa (false flax)
Lineage: Eukaryota; Viridiplantae; Streptophyta; Magnoliopsida; Brassicales; Brassicaceae
Source: RefSeq, a predicted model, not a curated record
AAGUCAUCAGGCAGCGUCGGUGAAUUGUUCUCGGAGAGUUAAUUACGACCGGCGACGAGGGAGGGAUAGUCUUAUCUUCUUCUUCUUCUCUCAAAUGACUUUUAUUUUUCAUUCUCUUCAGAUUCAAAUCCUAGAUUCGAUCGGAGAAUGACCACGACGACGACGCCGGAGAAGACUCCGGCGAGACCUCUCUCAAUCCAGGACUGGGACGUUCUCAUCGACGACUUCCGAGACGACGGCGCUCCUCGCGACUGGUUCACUUCCGUUUUCCAGAUUGAUUCUCUGGCGGACUUGGCUCUCUCGUCUCUCCUCAAGAAAGACUUCCCUAUCACUGUGAAGCUCUCAAUCCUUGUCUUUCUCGACGAGUUCUCCCCAAUUUUGUUUGAUAAAUGUGGUAACGAUACCUUUGAUCGAUUCAUCGAUGUUCUCCGUGCGAUCGUGCAAUCACCGACGGAUGGAUCGUCGGGAUUGAAAGAGCAAGCUAUGGUCUCUUUCACCUCUGUGAUUGUAUCGAUUGAUUCUUUCUCUCUAGGUCACGUCGAAGCGGUUGUUGAUUUGCUUCUUGCUCUCGUGAAUCGUCCUAACCACGGAUUUGAUCGACAAGCUCGUGCCGUCGCUUGUGAGUGUUUACGUCAGCUUGAGAAAGCUUUUCCUGGUUUGUUAUCUGAUGUAGCUGGUCAUCUUUGGUCGUUGUGUCAAGCGGAGAGAACUCACGCUGUGCAAGCUUACCUUCUCUUGUUCACUACGAUUGUUUACAACGUUGUUCAUCAGAAGCUUAAGGUUUCGCUUCUUAGUACCUCUGUACCUUUGGUUCCUUUCAAUGCUCCUAAUUGGAUGCGUGAUCAGAGUUUGGUUAUGAGCCAAGGUCAUCUAGGAUUGGGGCCAGAUCAGAAGGAGCUGAGACGAACGCUGGCUUUUAUGUUGGAGUCUCCGUAUUUGUUUACGUCUUGUGCUAUGAUGGAGUUUAUGGGUAUGGUUGUGCCACUUGCAUCAGCAUUGGAGUUACAGGCUUCUAUGCUGAGAGUUCAGUUCUUGGGGAUGAUUUAUUCGUUUGAUCCGAUGCUUUGUCAUGUUGUCUUGCUUAUGUAUACUCAGUUCCCUGAUGCGUUUGAGGGACAAGAGAAAGAGAUCAUGAGACGUCUUAUGCUCUUUUCUAAGGAGACUCAGAUCUAUCUUGUUUUCCGCUUGCUUGCGCUGCAUUGGUUGAUGGGUUUGUUGAAUAAGCUUAUGUUGAGUGGGGAGCUUGAGAAGAGGAAAUCUGUUCUUGAGAUGGGUCAGAAGUUUCAUCCUGUGGUUUUUGAUCCACUCGCUUUGAAAGCGUUGAAGCUUGAUCUGAUGGUACAAUGUUCUGUUAAUUCCAACGCUUUGAGUGGAGGUGAUAACAGCAAAUCUGCUGGGGAUUUGUUGCAGGAAUGCUUGGUAUCGGUUUCGGAUUUCAAAUGGUUGCCUCCAUGGAGCUCAGAAACUGAACUAGCAUUCCGCACUUUACACAAGUUUCUGAUAUGUUCAUCUACACAUUCCGACACUGACCCUUCCACCACUAGAAGUCUUAUGGAGUCUAGCCUCUUCCAAAACGUGCAGGGGUUGCUGGUAGACAUGACUUUGGAGUUUCAAAUCUUGGUCCCUGUUAUUGUGGCUUUUAUUGAGCGGUUGAUAAACUGUCACAAGCAUCAGUGGUUAGGAGAGCGGUUUCUUCAGACUCUCGAUGAGAAACUGCUUCCCAAACUUAUGAAAAACAACUUAUUAACAGCGUACUUCCCGCUUUUCCAUCGGAUAGCCGAGAAUGAUACAAUACCUCCUUCUCGAUUGAUAGAGCUGCUUACGAAGUUUGUAAUUUCACUUGUUGAGAAGCGGGGGUUUGAUCUUUCCCUCACAUGUCUCUAUUUCCCUGAUCUGGAAGUCCGAGACAAUGCUAGGAUAUAUUUGAGGAUGCUGGUCUGUAUACCAGGACAGAGAAUUAAAAACAUUUUGAAGCCCGCAGAUGCUGUCUCUCCAUCAGCUCAUUCUUCUACAUUCUUUAGUGUUCAAAGUCCUCGUUUUCGUCAUGAUCCUAGCAAAUCUCGGAACCUUUCAGCCUAUAUUCUUCUUGAACGGGUUACGCCCCUACUCGUGAAACAGUCAUGGUCAUUGUCUCUACCAUCUCUAACCGUUGGAACUGGUGGAUAUAGCAUUAUAGAAAACAAAAUCGAGGUAGAUGAAGUUGAGCCGGAUGACAGUCAAGAACUCCAGAUUUUGCCAGAAGCUCGAAGAAUUGAAUCAGGAAAACCUACGUUAAGGGUAAUGGACUCAAAGAUUGGAGAGAUUCUAGAAAGAUUAAGAAGGUAUUUCUCAGUGAUUCCUGAUUUUAAACACAUGCCUGGAAUUAAGGUUAGGAUAACCUGUACUUUGAGAUUGGAUGCUGAACCAUAUAGCAGUGUAUGGGGAAGUGAAACUCAGAAUGUCGAGUUAGAGAAAGUUGACUCACCUCCUGCGAUUUUCGCGAGCGUGCUCAAAUUCUCAUCUUCAGCUCCGUAUGGCUCUAUCCCCUCAUGCCGCAUACCUUUCCUUCUCGGUGAGCCUCAUUCGAACAGCAAUGUACCCAACGAAGAAGUUUCUUUAGACAUCGUCCUGUUAGAAAACACGCUGAAAGAGGAGGAGAAAGAUUGCUUGAGAGGAGGAGCACCUGUGACAGUGGAACUGGAACCUAAAGAACCUACACCAGGUUUGGUCGAGGUUUCAGUGGAAGCAAAUGCAGAAAAUGGUCAGAUGAUUCAGGGAAAACUCGAGAGUGUCCCUGUGGGGAUCGAAGACAUGUUCCUAAAAGCUCUUGCUCCACCUGGCGAACCUGAAGAUACAAUGCCAAGCUACUACUCUGAUCUAUUCAGUGCUUUGUGGGAAGUGUGUGGUUCUUCAUCCAGCACGGCGCACGAAACAUUUGCACUUAAAGGAGGGAAAACCGCUGCAGCAGUCAGCGGGACUCGGUCAGUAAAACUGCUUGAAGUCCCAGCGGAAACUGUAAUACAGGCCACCGAGCUUCGGUUAGCGCCUUUUGUGGUGGCUAUCAGCGGAGACCAGCUUGUAAACAUUGUAAGAGACGGAGGAAUUAUCGAGAACAUUGUGUGGAAGGAAGAAGAAGAAGAAGGGAAUCACGCAAAUGCAGAGCAGUCUUCAUCAUCCUCGGUGGGAAUCCGAGGCCCUCUUCGUCUGACAUACAUUGGAUAUGGAGAUGACCAAGAGGUUCCGAUGACGAGGAGCAGAGGGAAAAUGGGAAAGGUAAAGAUGUUGAUGUUUCUGCCGCCGAGAUAUCAUCUGCUGUUUGAAAUGGAAGUUGGGGAAGGAUCCACAUUGGUGCAUAUAAGAACAGAUUAUUGGCCUUGCUUGGCUUAUGUUGAUGAUUAUUUAGAAGCUUUGUUUCUGCACUAGGAGAGACUUUUCACUAUUUUUUUUCAUAUUCUUUUUGCCCAUGCCACCACCUACAUAAAGCUACCCAAACGAACAAACACAAAAAAAAAUAAUAAUAAUAAGAAGUCUGAGGAUGUUGUUUUG